Molecule: messenger RNA, 378 nt
Organism: Camelina sativa (false flax)
Lineage: Eukaryota; Viridiplantae; Streptophyta; Magnoliopsida; Brassicales; Brassicaceae
Source: RefSeq, a predicted model, not a curated record
GUCACUGAAGUGAGGGAGAUGAUGGACGGGGCAGCUAAGAAGAUUUCUUUGGGUGAAGUCUUGGAGACUCUCAGGGUAUUGUACGGUGUAGCUAAAGAUCCUGAGGAAAAGAAACUUUUUGACUGGCAUCUUGCUAACUUGGAAUAUGCUAACGCUGGGUGUCUUUCGAAUCUUUCAGCUGCUUAUUGGGAUCAGGAUGAUCCAUAUGAAAUGGGUGGGGAUCAUUGUUUUCUUGCUGGUGGAAACUGGAGACUGAUAAAUGCAUUAGCUGAAGGGUUACCCAUAAUGUACGGGAAAAGCGUUGAUACUAUCAAGUAUGGAGAUGGAGGCGUUGAAGUCAUUUCUGGCAGCCAGAUAUUUCAAGCUGACAUGAUUCUU